This is a messenger RNA of Cuscuta epithymum, 1341 nucleotides long. Lineage: Eukaryota; Viridiplantae; Streptophyta; Magnoliopsida; Solanales; Convolvulaceae. The record is from the annotation of a GenBank genome assembly.
AUUUAGCAAACAUUAUUAUUAACUUUUUUAACUAAUCAAACAGCUAAAAUGAGUCAAACAAGUUAAAAGCUGGCUGAUAAGCCAUUUGACAAACAUACCAAAGUAAUGAAUGCAUAAAGGUCUAAUUUCUGGCGUCAUAACUGAAAAAAUAAAAUAAAAAAGACAGUGCAUUAUAAUUUUCAUUGAUGAAAACGCAACAGAGAAGGGCCACAAGAGUAGGGGCAUAUCUCCAUACCCACGUUUCCCUCGUUCAAUUAUAUUCGGCUAUUCCUCCCAAAACUGCCCAAUCAUCCAUCUCUCACAAUCCAAAACCGGUUUUCUUUUUCUUCUCUUCUCUUUUCUUUCUUUCGUUUUUGAACAUGAAAAUGCUAGGAAUCCAGGAAACGGAAACUUCUCCCCAUGAAAAGAAAAUGAUGAUCAACGCGAAAGAUCGCACCUUUAUGCUACUCCACUCCCCACAGAUCAUUGGAUUCAGACUGAGGACGCCGAGGUUGCUUGUUAAGGUUGUCAAUGGCAGAAAGCGGCGGCGGCGCAGCCGCCACGGUUCCAAUGAUGCGGCGGAGAGGAAGAAAUCAUGGUCGGAAUCCGGUGGGAAUCUUCUUGUGCCUGUGAAGACUGGGUCGGUUUUCUGCAGCACGUUUUUCAGCAGAAACCAGGCGGCAGAUGAAGAAAAACUGGGAAAGUCAAAGUCAAUCAAGAACAUCUUGGGGUUCAAAGGAGAAAACAGAACAAAAGCAGAUAUUCAAUGCAGAGAGAGUUUAGAAAAGUCAAAUAAGUCAACCCAUUACUUGUUCCUCUCAAGAACAGGGAAGAAUGGUGGUGGGUCAUCAGCAAAAGAACCCAUCUUCUGCUUCAGAUUCUCUGGGCUGCUCAGAUGGAAGAAGAGGCUAAGGUUUAGCUUCAGGAAGUGGAGGAUUACUGGAGGAAUUGGAACAAGUUGUAUGGGUAUGGCAGGAUUGGCAGCCCAAAGAAGAAACAGAGGCUAUUACACACAGAUUCAGAGCAUCAGAAGUCCAGAGGAGGCAGAUGAAGAAGAAGAAAAGGAAGAAGGGAUUGAACUUUGCAAGAAGAGAAUCCUUAUGGGAGACAGGUGUAAGCCCCUCAGCAUCUCUGGAAGGCUUAACUAUGAUCAAAAUGGCGUUUUGUUGCCAGAAUUGCUUCCAUAUGAUUGACAAACCAGAGUAGUUUUCUUUUCCAGAAUUGCACAAACAUUAAAUUCUUCAGAUGAUCUCCCAUCAUCAAAGCUGCAGAUACAGUAGCAUGUGUUGGUUUUGGUAAUGUCAUUGUGGAUAUUUUUUUCAUGAAAUGGCCAAACAAACUUCCAAUGACUUUCAAUUCCGG